AUGUCUUGGUUGUCACCUGUGUCAUGGGCCAAAUGGACGUGGACGGCGGUGCGAGGGGCAGAAGAGGAGGGAAGCGAAGAGAAGGUACAUCAUGGUGAGGAAAGGGAGGAGGAAGAUGAAGAGCAAUCUCAAGGCUGCAGUUCUGACUCUGACGGUCAUUUCGAUACUCCUGAGGCAGCGACUCCCAUCCGUGACCCACCCAUCAUCCCAGGAGAGCUGGAGAAUAACAAGGCUGACAAUAAAACUGAUGCAGAACAGGAUGAACACCUGAUUGUUACAGCUCCAGUCGGGGAUUACAAUAAUUUGCUCUUUCAGAACAUGGGUCAAGAUGAGCCAGCGGUACCCAAGCAAGACCCCAAGCAACUAGAAGCACAACAGAAUGAAAUGGUCAAAUGCACAGUUCCAUGGCCAGAGCCUCCCCAGGAAGAGCUAUUGGUUCCUGAAGAGAUGAAAUGCACAGUUCCGUCUCUAGAAGCCCUACGAGAAGAGAAGCCAUUGGUUCCUGAAGUGGCGAAAUGUAAAGCUCCAUCACCAGAGCCCCCCAGAGAAGAGCAAUUGGUUCCUGAAGUAGUCAAAUGUACAUUUCCAUCGCCAGAACAACCCAGAGAAGAGCCAUUGGUUCCUGAAGUAGUCAAAUGUAAAUUUCCAUCGCCAGAACCACACAGAGAAGAGCCAUUGGUUCCUGAAGUGUUAAAAUGUAAAGUUUCAUCACCAGAACCCCCCAGAGAGGACACAUUGGUUCCUGAAGUGUUAAAAUGUAAAGUUUCAUCACCAGAACCCCCCAGAGAGGACACAUUGGUUCCUGAAGUGAUAAAAUGCAAAGUUCCAUCGCCAGGAUCACCCAAAGAUACAAUUCCUGUAUUGGAGAAUGAACCAGAUCUGAAGCUUGCUCCGGCUUCUUCUCCUGCACCUGCAAAAUCUUCAGUCCUAAUGAGUGAAGCUGUUCCAAGCCCUCUUCUGGAGCGGUCAGAGAAACCUUUUGUUGAUUCAGAACUCCAAAACAGUGGUGUAACCAAAAAAUCUGAAUCUAGCUCAAAAAAUAAAACCCGCAAAUCUAAACCUCCAUCCCUAUCAAUGAAGGAGAUAUCGAAUGAGGAUGCACAAUCAAACGAGGAUCAAGAACUCCCUGUUCCCAAAGCCUCAUACAAAUUUGACCCAGACCAGAUAGAUGACAGUUUUAACCCUUUUACUAGCGGUGGAUCCAAAAUCCAGAACUCUCCACCACCGUGCAGUUCACUAACUUUCUCUAGACCAGAACCGCUCGGUAGCUCUCACAUUGAGGACACUACACCCAGACCAACAGAAGAAUCAACAUCAGACUCAAAACCUGUGAUUCUCGAGUUUGGUCUGGACGAGGGAACGGUCCGUAAACCACCUCCAAAGAAACUCGGAUGUAAAAAAACAACCAGCAAACUCAAGAAACAAAUGAAGCCAAAAGUGUCAGAAACUUCUUGUGAGCCAGCACCAGAACCUCUAGCGUCAGAAUUGGUUUCUGACCCAACAUCGGUUCCAGAGACUAAUGUGCCAGAUUCAGACUCCAAUGUGCCUCUAAACCUGGAUGACAUUCCUAUUCCUAAGAAAGGAACUUACAACUUUGAUCCCAGUCAAUGGGAUGACCCAAACUUCAAUCCAUUUGGGAGCAACAGCACAUUGAAUAAUUCUCCGGGGCUCCCCAAAAGCUCCUACAGUUUCGACCCGGUCAAGUUUGAUGAUUCUGUGGACCCUUUCAAGCCCUCCAACACUUUGAGCAACGAUGAAUUCUCCAGUUGUUCCACUCAGUCUGAGAAAAAAACAAAAGAUGGAAGCAAACAGAAAGCAAAUGAACCAGUUAAGGAAAAGAAAGGGCAACUGAUUCCCAAGAAAAGCAAACAGAUGACAGCCAAGACAUCUGAACAAGCCAAGUUUCUCUGUUUUCUUUUGAAUCCCUGCAAAGUGGACAAACAUGAUGAGAGCCAGUCGCAAAUGCAGGACAUGUGCAAGCAGGAGGAGGAGGAUGUUGUGGUUCACGCCCCGGAGAUCUCACAGCCAGUUCACCAUGCUACUGAUGAGGAGAAGCUGGCCUGCACAGGCAUCAUGGGUCAGAUGACCCAAAAUGAGCACCAGCAAAAAGAAGAUUGUGAAAACAGUAAAGCAUCUCACAAAAAACAGCCAAGUGAUGACAUACCUCAUGAGAGUCAAACAAUAUGUAGCAGCGAAACUGAGGUCCAGUCCCAAGACAAAAUUUGCCUAACUGAGAUUGACAAGGCUGCAGUGUUGACCCUCAUCAGGGAGGAGAUAAUCACUAAAGAGAUGGAGGUGAAUGAGUGGAAAACAAAGUACGAGGAGAGCAGAACGGAGGUUUUAGAGAUGAGGAAAAUUGUUGCAGAGUAUGAAAAGACAGUUGCCCAAAUGAUUGAGGAUGAGCAGGAGCAAAAGACAUUGUCAUGUAGUAAAUCGGUCAGGCAGCUGACUAUGGAAAGGGAUCAGGCUCUGUCUGACCUCAAUUCUGUCGAGCGCUCCUUUGCUGACCUCUUCAGGAGGUAUGAAAACAUGAAAGGGGUCCUGGAGGGCUUCAAGAAGAAUGAGGAGGUCCUCAAGAAGUGCGCACAGGACUAUCUGACACGCAUCAAGCAGGAGGAGCAACGUUACCAAACCCUCAAAGUGCACGCGGAGGAGAAACUAGAUAGGGCCAAUGAGGAGAUUGCUCAGGUGCGUGCAAAAGCCAAUUCAGAGGGUAUCGCACUCAAUGCCAGCCUGAGGAAGGAACAGAUGAAGGUGGACUCACUUGAAAGGGCCGUCCUUCAGAAGAAUCAAGAGAUUGAAGAGCUCACCAAGAUCUGCGAUGAGCUAAUUGCCAAAUUGGGAACGGAGUAG
Molecule: messenger RNA, 2853 nt
Organism: Nerophis lumbriciformis (worm pipefish)
Lineage: Eukaryota; Metazoa; Chordata; Actinopteri; Syngnathiformes; Syngnathidae
Source: RefSeq, a predicted model, not a curated record